Messenger RNA from Alosa sapidissima (American shad), 2857 nucleotides. RefSeq lists its product as uncharacterized. The coding region runs from base 111 to 2564 and encodes 817 amino acids. NCBI's taxonomy places the organism in Eukaryota, Metazoa, Chordata, Actinopteri, Clupeiformes, Clupeidae. The record is from RefSeq and is a predicted model, not a curated record. The transcript is spliced from 6 exons.
GUCUGAAUCAACUUCGUAGCAUGUGAUCUACCUUUCAACUGUGGGAGAUGUUUGUAAGUGACAACAAGCAUAACGUUAUGUUUGUAAUGAGAAAGAUAUACUGACUGACAAUGUCUGCUUUGAAACUGUUUGACGGCGAACACCACGAAACAUCACAACAUAACAUUACUCGUCGCAUGCGGCAAACAAAGAGACGGGAGGCGGAUGGCACACUAAAGGUGGAGUGUGUGAUUGAAGAAGUUGAGAUCCGCAGGAAUGUUAAGCACCUCACCAUGAACCAGUCCAAAGCAGCUGAUCAGUUUCAGACCAAUGGUGUGUCCCCCUCGAAGCCUUUCAAAAAGCGUUUUUCCAGCAAAAUUGUUCUGGAUGAUGAGUCUAACCAGGAUUUGGGGGCCCAUGAUCUCAUCGACCUCAUCAACAGCCCUCAUAGUCGCCAUGAUAGGUGGACAAAGAGCAGUGAGAGUCCUAUGUGGGGGUUGAAUGGAGACUCAUCCCCAGCCAUGCACAGUGUGGCCCUCCUGUCAGACGGCGGUCAGUCAGAUGCAGCAUGCUCGGACACAGAAUCAGUCGAGAUCAUCCUCGGCUCAGAGAGUGAGGACGAUGAACGUUUGAACCUGAGCAUGUCACAGUAUUCAGGGCCCAACGUGUCUCCUGAGCUGUCUACCACUCCUUUGUCCCAAAUGCUGUCCCUCUCGAAGAGUCAAGAGCCCUCGGCGAAUAGUGGAGCUGAGGCUGGCUUGAAGUUUAUGAGUGGUUCUUAUGGGGAGGACUCUGCCCUCAUUGGUUGUGGAAAAGAGCCGCCAAUUGCGAUCGGCAGCGAAGAUGAGGACUUGGGAGACGGGAAUGUAACUGACUCCUGCUGCUCCAUCGCCUCCGGCCCCAGCAGGCCGUGGCAGCCUGUGCCCCAGGGGCCGUGCUCCAGCUGCCUGGCGCUCUGCGUCAGGAUGAAGAGGCUCACCAAUUGGACAAAGAGCAGGGUGAAAGAUCCAGCCUGUUUAUACUAUGACCAAUGGAUGCUGCUGAAACCGUGGCAAUCUCGAGGAGUGCACGGCCAUUGCAGAGUGAGGGGGAAGUUGUUUAAGCAUCUUCCUCGGAUCUGGCAGCAUGCAAAAGUCCAAGCUGAGGAAGACCUUGAUGAUGAAUGUGGGGUCUGUUCAAGACCUCAUGUGUUUCUGCAAAGAAACCUUAGACAGUGCAAGAGAUCUCAGUCAAAACUCGUCAAACACACAAAGGUCAGGAAUAAGGCGGGCUCAAGACUGGGUAGAAGGUCAAAAGACCACUGGCCCCCACUUCCAGGCCAACACGUGAAAAAGAGGAGGAGCAAGAUUGUGAAGGACUCCAUAAAGAAGAAGAAAAAGAGGAGUGUGGGAGAGAAGCAGGGGAGCAGUGGGAGACGUGAGGAGACGAGUGGGACAGAGGUGCUGCACGAAGACAGCCAGACGCUGGGUGACGAGCACCUGAGCUACGAUGACGUCACUGCAGACUGCAGCACAGAGGAGCAGGCAAACCUAAGUCCAGACAGAUGGCAGGAUAUGAACGCUGACAUACAGACCAAUGGAUGCCCUGACAAGCAUGGAAAUGUCAAUGCGCUAAGCCCCUCAGAGUGGCCUGCAAAUGCUAAUGUAGGCAGCCCGUCACAUACACACACAGGCAGAUACACAGGCAGUAGCCCAGACAGCAGAGAAGACAGACCGAGAGACUUGAGGGCAGACCGGCACCGAGAUGAACAUGUUGAUGGCCACCGAGAGAAACAACGUUCAAACCAAAGAUCUGUCUUGGAAGCAGAUGGACAAACUGGAGUGAAGGCAUUCAAGUGUGUUGUCAGUGGUUCAGACAGAGAUGUAGGAGGAAGCACAGACACAUCUCCCAUCGUACAUCUGCACAGAUGUGACCGUGUGAAUGGAAAUGUCAAGCAAGCAGACUGCCUCAGGAAGGCACCACACAACUCUAGGGACGUCAAACAUAAAGGUGCAGGCAAACAUUCAUGUUGGAGCACAGACAGGCCUACAGGCAGUGAUGUAGAUGUAAGCCUCAACAGAAAUGCAGAUGAUGAAGGCAGAUGUUUAAACAAUGAGAGGAGGCAGAGAAAAAGUCACCCUGGGGAUGCUUUAAGCAGGCAUUUGGGUGUAGAUCCAAACAUUCACUUGAACAGCCCCUCAAAUAUGAAUGGAGAUGAUGUCUUGGAUGAUUCAGAUGGGCACUUGGACAGACAUGUAGAAGGUAGUUCAGAUGAACUUGUAGAUUUAAGUACAGCCAUGGGCAUCACCCGCAGGGCUCUCUUGUUUGAAGACCCCCCCACAUUGCCUUUGAUGAAUGGAUCCUCAGCAACCCCAGUGGUGGGGUCAGUGCAAACUCAGGGACACACUGCAGUGCCUCUGAGCAAGGACCCAUAUAUGUUCCGCACCCCAACACCUCCCGGAAUUGAGGCCUUCGAGGUAGUCAGGAAGCUCCGUCCCUUCGCCCGCACCUACGGAAACGUGGGGGCUCGAUGUGGUAGCUUCAAGUCCAUUCUGUGCACUUUGGAUAGGGUGCACAGUUCGGUUGUCCGUGAAACCGAUCCGUGAGUGGCAUACAGAGAAGUUGGCACAGCAGCCAUUGAUGCACGCUCAUGGGCUCUUCUGACCAGUAUAUAUGUUGCAUAGUUCUUUGCACUUGGUUGUACCCUUUAUGGAGAAAACAAGUUCACUGUGAAGUUGAAUCCAAUGGUGUUACUGUUACUGUGUUAAAUUGUUUGUUAUUCAUACUUGAAAGAAGUGUUAAGUUAUGUUUAUAUUUAUUUUCUUUGGUGACACAUCUGCUUAACCAGUUUGUGAUUGGCAGUCAGACCUGACUUAAUAAAGCAGAUUGGUUAAAAGCA